Candida tropicalis MYA-3404 is the source of this 1212-nucleotide messenger RNA. RefSeq lists its product as uncharacterized. The coding region runs from base 1 to 1212 and encodes 403 amino acids. The record is from RefSeq and is a predicted model, not a curated record. The transcript has a single exon. NCBI's taxonomy places the organism in Eukaryota, Fungi, Ascomycota, Pichiomycetes, Serinales, Debaryomycetaceae.
AUGAUAAUAAUGAAAUCACGAGUUGCAAUCGUGACUUAUAUCUUCUUGAUAUCUUAUGUGAUGUCUAGUUUAAUAGAAUCACCACCGUAUCUACCAUUCGCUAACAAAAUUAAGAUUGAUAAAAGAACCAAUAACAACAAUGAUUGUAGAAAGGAUAAAGAUGGCCAUCCAAUUUCAGGUAAUUGUCCUCAGUGCUUUGAUAAUCAUCAUAAGCCAAAAUUGGAUAAAUGUUGUUUUGAUGAUAAGAAUAAGGUUACUGCAUGUUGUGAUUGGACAUGGUACGGAAAGCCAGUACCUUGUCCCCCACCAACUUCUUCCAGUGAAGUUCCACCAUCAUCAAGUGAAGAAGUUCCACCAUCAUCCAGUGAAGAGGUUCCACCUUCAUCAAGUGAAGAGGUUCCACCUUCAUCAUCAGAGGAAGUUCCACCAAGCUCCAGUGAAGAGGUCCCACCAAGCUCCAGUGAAGAGGUCCCACCAAGUUCCAGUGAAGAGGUUCCACCUUCAUCAAGUGAAGAAGUUCCACCAAGCUCCAGUGAAGAAGUUCCACCUUCAUCCCGUGAAGAGGUUCCACCUUCAUCAUCAGAGGAAGUUCCACCAAGCUCCAGUGAAGAGGUCCCACCAAGUUCCAGUGAAGAGGUUCCACCAUCAUCCAGUGAAGAGGUUCCACCUUCAUCAUCAGAGGAAGUUCCACCAAGCUCCAGUGAAGAGGUCCCACCAAGUUCCAGUGAAGAAGUUCCACCUUCGUCAAGUGAAGAGGUCCCACCAAGCUCCAGUGAAGAGGUCCCACCAAGUUCCAGUGAAGAGGUUCCACCUUCAUCAAGUGAAGAGGUCCCACCAAGCUCCAGUGAAGAGGUCCCACCAAGUUCCAGUGAAGAGGUUCCACCUUCAUCAAGUGAAGAAGUUCCACCAAGCUCCAGUGAAGAAGUUCCACCUUCAUCCAGUGAAGAGGUUCCACCUUCAUCAAGUGAAGAGGUUCCACCUUCAUCAAGUGAAGAGGUCCCACCUUCAUCAAGUGAAGAGGUCCCACCUUCAUCAAGUGAAGAGGUCCCACCAAGCUCCAGUGAAGAGGUCCCACCAAGUUCCAGUGAAGAAGGUCCCCACCAAGUUCCAGUGAAGAAGUUCCACCAUCCUCCAGUGAAGAGGUUCCACCUUCAUCAUCAGAGGAAGUUCCACCAUGCUCCCAGUGAAGAAGGUCCCACCAUGUUCCAGUGA